This is a messenger RNA of Notothenia coriiceps (black rockcod), 683 nucleotides long. RefSeq names its product STN1 subunit of CST complex (gene stn1). The record is from RefSeq and is a predicted model, not a curated record. The transcript is spliced from 4 exons. NCBI's taxonomy places the organism in Eukaryota, Metazoa, Chordata, Actinopteri, Perciformes, Nototheniidae. The coding region runs from base 1 to 585 and encodes 194 amino acids.
AUGGUUUUUGGUGUCAGUUUGGUUUGUCAGGGCCUUAAGUAUGAAUUGUAUGAAGGCCAUUUUCUCUCUGUGUUGUUCAGUGAAUCAGCUGUCAGUUCCAUCGGCAAGGCAACCAAUAUCAUCAAGGAUUUCUUUAAGCAGAAGUCGGUAAGCAGGUUCAGGCCGUAUGAUGUUCAGGACCUCCUGCAGCCUCUGAUCCCUAGACAGCCUCAAACUGCACUAGCAGAACAGGAGCCCGUGGCGGGUCCAUCUGCAUGCCAGCAGCUCCGGCAGCUCCUCAAGGAGGCCCUGAAAAUUCUUCAGGAUGAGGGUAUUGUUUACCGCAAGGUCAAAUCCCAGGAUGAGCUUUAUCAUGUGACUGCACAGGACAAAGAUCUACUCAUAGCCGUCAAAGAUAUCAUCAGGGAGGACUGCAAGAGAGAGAAGUAUGCAGAAAAGGGUUGCCACAUCCUGCACAUCCUGUCUGCAGUCAGGCAGCGCUACAGCCUGAAUGUGAGCAGAGCGGCACUGGAGCUGGUCCUCAAAUCACUGGAGUGCAACAGUGACGUCGUCAGCACCAGCGACAGCCAUUACACUGUGUUUUAACUUAGGCACAGUUUGGCUGUAUAUAUUUAUACUAUAUGUAGUAUGGCCUAUUACUCCAAAAUGCGAGCAUCCAAUUGAAAUAAAUCAUGUCAUUUGUA